AUGGCUCUCCCCAAAUCAGACUAUCUCAGCAACGUCUGGAAAGACGAUCUAUUCAAGAAUAAAGUAGUCUUCUGCACCGGCGGCGGAGGCACAAUAUGCAGCGCCCAAGUCCGCGCUCUCGUCCACCUCGGCGCCAACGCGUGCAUCGUCGGUCGCAACGUCGAAAAAACUGAAAAGAUGGCCGCGAGUAUCGCGACUGCGCGACCGGGUGCCAAGGUUAUUGGUGUUGGCGCCACCGAUGUGCGCAGUUUUGAUAGUUUGACGGCUGCCGUUGAUCGUUGCGUGCAGGAGUUGGGUGGUAUUGAUUUUGUCAUUGCUGGUGCGGCGGGGAAUUUCCUUGCGUCGAUUAAUCAGCUUUCUGUUAAUGCCUUCAAGUCAGUUAUGGAUAUCGAUGUGCUGGGUUCAUACAAUACGGCCAAGGCGACGUUGCCUUAUUUACAGGAGUCUGCGGCAAAAUAUAAAAUUGACUCGAAGACUCUGCAACCAUCUCCCCUGGGUCCAGGAGGUCGUAUCAUCUUCGUCAGCGCCACCAUGCAUUACACGGGAAUGAUCUUCCAAACACAUGUCUCAGUCGCGAAAGCUGGUGUUGACGCCUUGUCGAACAAUAUCGCGCUGGAAUUUGGUCCGUUGGGUAUUACCUCGAACAUCAUCUCACCUGGGCCGAUCGCAAAUACCGAGGGCGUCGAGCGUCUUUUGCCUAGUACCUCCAAAGAAGAAUCAUGGAAGCGGCAACCUCUGGGUCGAUAUGGGUCUGUAAGAGACAUUGCCGAUGCUACCAUAUAUCUCUUUUCCGAUGCUGGUAGCUACGUGAAUGGACAUGCUCUAGUUGUGGACGGAGCUUCAUGGCGUAUGCCCUCUGCCUCCAUUGGCUCCAGCCUCAAAUACCCCGAUUUUCUUUUGUCUGGCGAAGCUGUGGCCAACGUCAAGGGACAGAAGAAGUCCAAGCUGUAA
Messenger RNA from Talaromyces marneffei, 951 nucleotides. RefSeq lists its product as uncharacterized. The record is from RefSeq and is a predicted model, not a curated record. Gene Ontology annotation, biological process: fatty acid catabolic process. Bases 1 to 951 code for a protein of 316 amino acids. Gene Ontology annotation, molecular function: 2,4-dienoyl-CoA reductase (NADPH) activity. Lineage: Eukaryota; Fungi; Ascomycota; Eurotiomycetes; Eurotiales; Trichocomaceae. The transcript has 6 exons.